CCCGCCCUGCCGGGCCAGUCGCCGCCGGCAGCCGCGGCGCAGCCCGGUGCGGGAUAUCCCGAUGGAGACGGAGGGUUACCGGUGCCGUAGCAGCCGGUACAUCGAGAGCGGGCAGUCGGCUGUGCCCAGCUCGCUGCUGUUCGCUGCCGGGCUGUUGGGUAACGUGCUGGCCCUCCUUCUGCUGGGCCAGCACCGGCGGCGGUCCCGGUCCCCCGGCGGCCGCCCGCCGCGGGUCUCCGCGUUCUACGUGCUGGUGAGCGGGCUGGCGGUCACGGACCUGCUGGGCAAGUGCCUGAUCAGCCCCAUCGUGCUGGCAGCCUAUGCGUACAACCGCAGCCUCAGCGAGCUGGGACCCGGCGGGCGCACCGAGGGCGAGCCGGGCGUCCUCUGCCAGCUCUUUGCCUUCCUCAUGGCCUUCUUCGGGCUGGCCCCCACCCUGCUUCUGCUGGCUAUGGCGCUGGAGUGUUGGCUCUCCCUGGGGCAUCCCUACUUCUACCGACGGCACCUCACCCGGCGGCUGGGUGCCACACUGGGACUGGCAGCGGCAGGGCUCUGUGCCCUUUUCUGCGCCCUGCCACUGCUGGGCUUUGGGGUGCCCAUGCAGUAUUGCCCUGGCACAUGGUGCUUCAUCCGCAUGGCUGGCAGUGGACCACGCCAGCUCGUCUUCCCUGUCCUCUAUGCCAGCCUAAUGGGCCUGUUGGUGCUGGCCAUCGGCACCUGCAAUAUGAGCAGCAUGUGGCACCUCUACAGCAUGGCACGGCGGCAGCCCCGCCGUGGGACCCCUACCACCACCACUGCCCCGCACAUGGAGGAGCUCGACCACCUCAUACUGCUGGGGCUCAUGACCAUCCUCUUCACCAUCUGCUCCUUGCCACUCAUUAUCCGGGCAUACAUGGGGGCCUUUGCUGCUGAUUUCAAUGAGAACGCAGACCUCAGCGCCCUACGGUUUCUGUCUGUGAACUCCAUCGUGGACCCCUGGGUCUUCAUCAUCUUCCGCACCUCCGUCUUCCGCAUGUUCAUCCGCAGGGUUUGCAGAAGGCUGAAUUCCCGAAAAGCCUCCCUGAAAGGGCCUGGACCAGGGGAGGAUGGCCAGUUCUGUCCCCUGGGCUGGCGCAGGACAGACAUCCCACAGCUCAGCUUCCCCUGAGCAUGUGGGUCUUGUAGAAGCCAUUGGCUGCUGGUGAGGAUGAGGAGCGAGCCUUCAGUCCUGCACCCCACUCCGAAGCAUCCUGAGGCAGCAUAGGGCUGUUGCAGGUGGGGACAGCAUCUAGCUUGCAGCAAGGGGUGGGUGUGAAGUGUUUCUGCCCCUCCCUGGGCUGCAUUUCACCCCAGAGAGGAACUGGGGGGCUCCCAGGUACCUGUGGAUAUUUCCAAGCAGCAGCACUUUGUGAAGGGUUUGGGGAGCACCCGGCUCCAGGAGAGCAGGGUGUGUGACUUCAGGGCACUGGGGACACACAGGGAGGAGAGGGGUGUGUGUCCCCAUCAAAUAAAAGUGGUUCCGAGCCCUGCUC
Messenger RNA from Melopsittacus undulatus (budgerigar), 1511 nucleotides. Its product is annotated as prostaglandin D2 receptor. The transcript is spliced from 2 exons. Gene Ontology annotation, biological process: positive regulation of cytosolic calcium ion concentration; inflammatory response; G protein-coupled receptor signaling pathway. Lineage: Eukaryota; Metazoa; Chordata; Aves; Psittaciformes; Psittaculidae. The record is from RefSeq and is a predicted model, not a curated record. Gene Ontology annotation, molecular function: prostaglandin D receptor activity. The coding region runs from base 62 to 1147 and encodes 361 amino acids. Gene Ontology annotation, cellular component: plasma membrane.